Molecule: messenger RNA, 3243 nt
Organism: Sardina pilchardus (European sardine)
Lineage: Eukaryota; Metazoa; Chordata; Actinopteri; Clupeiformes; Clupeidae
Product: prostaglandin F2 receptor negative regulator-like
Exons: 9
Coding region: 283-2940 (885 amino acids)
Cellular component (GO): membrane
Source: RefSeq, a predicted model, not a curated record
CUCCUACCGCUGCGGACCAGCUUUCAGUUCUCAGUGCCUGCGCUACUCAGAAGACGGAUCGUCAUGAACCAUGUGUAUCGUUGCUGGUCGCGUUGGAUUACAAAAGUAUCAUUCUGAGGAUUUUUCUACGGAUAACCAGCAGAUCGCAUCUGAAGUCCUGAGAAGUAGUGGAUAUCGGCAAGAGUUGCGCUCUGUUGAACAUAAGGAAAUAUCACGGGAGCAUUUAGUAUUCCGUGUGAGGCGUGGAUGACAAAGAGAUUUAUUUGAGUGGGAAAGUAGCCUAUGCACCUCGCCAAAAUGGAAAAGAUCUUCUUUGCUUCUUUUAUUCUGUUGGCAACUUUGGCUCUGUGCGAGGGCAGGGUUGUGAAGGUUCCUGCCGGCCCUUUGGUCCGUGUUGAGGGCCAGGCCGUGUCCAUCCGCUGCGACGUGUCCGACUAUGAAGGUCCCAGAGAUCAGGACUUUGAGUGGACCAUGCUGCAAGCGGGGAAGGAGUUACAGGUCAUCUCGACGUUCGACAGCACGUAUCCCGAUGCCCUCCUGAGGGACCGCGUCUCCAGCACCGACAUAAGCGUCAAGAAGCUCAGUGACUCGUCUGUCGAGCUGAAAAUCAAGAAGGUUCGAGCCACAGACAGCGCCACCUAUCGGUGCAGUACUCCCAGCACGGACACGACGGUCAAAGGGAACUACUUUGCAGAUGUGUCGCUCAAAGUGAUAGGGGACAGCCUGAAGGUGGCGCCGUCGAUCCCAAAGCCUGUGGUGUCUGAAGGGGACCAGCUGGAGCUUCACUGCAACACCACCAGAGCUUUCACCGAGCACACCUCCCUGUCCGUCACCUGGUCCCUCAAGAAGGGUGGCUCGCCAAUAUCGGAGAUCCUGACCUUCGGCCCUGACGACAAGGUCACGGUGGGCGCUGGUUCUGCCCAGCGCUAUGCGGACGGCGGGCUCCGACUGGACCUGCGCGGAGGCGGGUUCUACGGGCUGGUGCUGUCUGGGGCCCGGCCAGAGGAUCAGGGGAAGUACGUGUGCACGGCCAGAGAGUGGGUGAGGCAGGCCGGAGGCUCCCUGGACAAGAUCCUGGAGAAGAGCGAGGAGAUGGGGAAGGUCACCGUCAAACCUACAGCCAAUACUCUCCAGGUCACUGUGGAGAAGAACAUCACCCUAAACGUGGAGGACACCCUCAACCUCACCUGCUUCGUGGCUGGUAACCCAGGCAACCUGGCCUCUCUGGCGCUGGAGGUGGAGUGGCUCAUGGGGUCCGACGCCUCCGCCAGCCCGCAGGUUCUGGUGCGCAUGGACCGCGAGGGGACGGUCACCGGAGGCUCGGCCCAACUGGCGAUGUCGCGGGUGGCGCCGGGAGACUUCCGACUCGUCGCGCAGAAGGCGGAGCGGUCCAACUCGGGCUGGUACUCCUGCCGCGUGCGGGCCUGGCUGCCCCAGAGCAGCAGCAAGUGGUACCAGGCCGCCGAGAUCACCUCCGGCCCGGUCCAGGUUCUGGUGACCCAGCUCGAGCCGGAGUUUACGGUCACCCUCAGCGCUGCGGUGGCCCCUCAGUUCACCGACGACCCCACGGAGCUCCUCUGCGAGGUCACCGACGUCCAGCACCUGCGCGACGGCCGCCUGGGCGUCACCUGGCUCCACUCCGACGCCCCGUCCGGCGACGCCUCAGCCGCCACGGAAACCGUCGCCACGCUGAACGAGCACGGCGUCCUGGUGGCCGGCGCGGCCUACCAGAAGCGGCUGGAGUCCGGGGACAUCGCGCUGAGCCGCGGCGACCCCGACGUCUUCAGGCUGCGGCUGCUCCGCACGCGCACCCAGGACAUGGGCGAGUACUCCUGCGCCGUGUCUGCCUGGACGCCCUCCAGGCAGGGGGGCUGGGAGCAGGCCAGAGAGAUCUCCUCCGCACCCGUCAAAGUCCAGUGGAGCCCCAAGACCCCGGUUCUAAGCGUGAUGGCCCACCGGAUCCGCGAGGCCUCCAGCGCCGGUUCUACCUUUGAGAUGAGCUGCCACGUCACCGGCCAGAACCUGCAGAACCCCGGCUACUCGGUGCUGGUGCGCACGGAAGAGAAGGCCGGCGCGGCCUCCCGCAAGGUGCUGUCCCUCAGCGCCGACUCGGUUCUGCAGCUGGAGGAGUGGACGGAACCGGGCCGCGUGGACAGCGUGGCGCUGGAGAAGACGGGCCCGCUGGAGUACCGGUUCCGCCUCUACGGAGCCCAGCUGGGCGACCGCGGGUCCUACUACUGCGAGGUCGCCGCCUGGACCCGGGCUUCCGCCACCACGGGAGGAGGAGACUGGACCAGGGUGGUCAGCGCCGAGUCCAAUAAGAUCCAGAUCUCGUUUGAGGACACAGGUCCGGUGUUCAAUGUGUCCAUUCAUUCAGACAAGCACAGAGUGGCUCCAGGAGAGACGGCUAAACUCCAGUGCAUCAUUACGGUCGUAGGAGCUUCUCCCAACAGAGGUGACGUGUCGUUCGAGGUGCAGUGGUUCCAGUCGCCGGUGCACGCGGUGGAGAACGGCGAUGCCGAGCCGCUGGUCAGCAUGGACCGCUGGGGCGUGGUGCGCAAGAGCGCGGCGGCCGCCAACCUGUCGGCGGCCGACUGCAGCCUGGAGCGCAGCGACGCGCACACCUUCGCGCUGAGCGUGCACGGGACGCGGGACGCGGACGCCGGCGAGUACUACUGCGUGGCCACGCCCUGGCUGCUGGCGCCCGCCUCGGGGGCGUGGAGCAAGGGCCGCCAGCUCACCUCGCCGCCCGUCUUCCUCUCCAUCAGGCUGGCACUGUGGGCGUCGGUGCGCGUGCCCCUGCUGUACGGCGUGGGGGCGGCGGUGGCCGUGGGCCUGCUCUCCAUCCUGCUGGGCCUGAUCUGCGCCCAGUGCUGCUGCCGCAACGCCCUGCACUCCCCGCGCUCCUCCAACAAGCUCAUGGACAUGGAGAUGGACUGACUAACCGCCCCGCCUUUCCCUCCGCUCCGGCGCGCCUUCAACGGGCGCUCGGCGCGGGAUCGGGAUCGGGAUUGCGACCGAGACCGAGACGGAGAGGCCGGAUUUCCACCGUUUUCGCCACUGACCACGGACUCGUUCCCUUCAAUGUGACCCGCCCUCCUCCACCAAGGCUCUUUCUGUCUCUUGUGCUCGAGGCUUUUUAGGACAUGAGCACACACACACACACACGCACAUACACACACACACACACACACACACACACACAUACACACACACACACACACACACACACACACACACACA